This is a messenger RNA of Eucalyptus grandis, 1946 nucleotides long. RefSeq names its product magnesium transporter MRS2-A, chloroplastic. The transcript is spliced from 14 exons. Gene Ontology annotation, biological process: magnesium ion transport. The record is from RefSeq and is a predicted model, not a curated record. Bases 74 to 1405 code for a protein of 443 amino acids. Gene Ontology annotation, molecular function: magnesium ion transmembrane transporter activity. Lineage: Eukaryota; Viridiplantae; Streptophyta; Magnoliopsida; Myrtales; Myrtaceae.
ACCACCCGUCGCAGCAGCUGCAACAGAAAACCUUCCUCCCGCCGAUGACCCAAGCUCCGGCGCGGCGGCUCGAAUGGCGCUGAACCCCCCGGCCCCGCAGAGCCUCCGGUUCUCGCUCCGCUCCACUCCGCCGCAGCCCUCCGCCUCCGCCGCCUCCCGCCGCCUCCUCCUCUUCUCCGACCUCGCCGCCUGCUCCCGGCUCCUCCGCUGUCCUCCAUGGCCGCAGCUCCGGAGGCGCAAGGCGGGGCCGUCCCCGGCGAAGUGCGUCGCCGGGUCGGCGGAGGAGGGGGGCCGGUGGAGCGACUCGGAGACGCUGGUCUCCGACGGCGACGGCGGCGACGGUAGGGUCCCCGGCGAGGACGGGGGCGGCCGGCCGUCCAGCGACUAUUUUUCCAUCGGGAUACGAGAACCGGUUUACGAGGUGGUGGAAGUGAAGUCGAACGGGAUGAUAUCGACUCGGAAGAUCAACAGACGGCAGUUGCUGAAGUCGAGUGGCCUUCGUCCGCGAGAUAUACGAAGUGUUGAUCCAUCGCUCUGGCUGAUAAAUUCGAUGCCUUCUUUGCUGGUCCGUGAGCAUGCCAUUCUCCUUAAUUUGGGAUCAUUACGGGCAAUAGCAAUGCCAGAACGUGUGCUCCUAUUUAACUAUGACAGUAGAGGAGGAAAAGCCUUUAUAGAAUCAUUGUUGCCUCGAUUAAACCCCGACAUGAAUGGAGGGCACUGUAUGCCUUUUGAGCUUGAGGUUGUUGAAGCAGCCUUGAUUUCACGUAUACAACGUUAUGAGCAAAGACUGAUGAAUCUCGAACCUCGUGUUCUAUCUUUGCUCGAGGUUUUACCCAACAGAUUGACAGCUGAUAUCCUAGAGGAACUCCGUCUUAGCAAGCAGGCCUUGGUGGAACUGGGUUCGAGAGCUGGAGCUCUGAAACAGAUGCUCCUUGAUCUUCUGGAGGAUCCUCAUGAGAUACGCCGCAUAUGUAUAAUGGGAAGAAAUUGCAUAAUUACAAAAGGGAGUGAUAACUUGGAAUGUUCUGUUCCUCUUGAAAAACAGAUAGCUGAGGAAGAGGAGGAAGAAAUUGAGAUGCUUCUGGAAAACUACCUGCAAAGAUGCGAAUCUUGUCAUGGUCAAGCUGAAAGACUCCUUGAUUCUGCCAAAGAGAUGGAAGACUCUAUCGCUGUCAAUUUAAGCUCUCGGAGGCUUGAAGUCAGUAGGGUGGAGUUACUUCUUCAGGUUGGAGCAUUUUGUGUGGCGGUUGGUGCGUUGGUUGCAGGUAUUUUUGGUAUGAAUCUCAAGUCCUAUCUCGAAGAACAUGUGUUCGCAUUUUGGCUGACAACUGGCGGAAUUAUUUUUGGUGCUGUCGUGGCUUUCUUCCUUAUGUAUGCAUAUCUCAAGGCAAGGAAAAUACUGUAACUUGGAUACCAAUUCUUGGUCGCAUGGCAGGGGAGCUCAAGAUGUUGUCCUUUGUUUGUUAUGAGAGAACCCACAAGCAUUACAAGAAACAUAGAGGAAGAUCUCUUAUCGAGCAGUCAGAUCCUUCUACUCUGGAACUUGUUUGCGCUUUGCAGAAUGCGGAUCUUUAGUGAUGUUCCAAAGCCUACCCAGAUAAUAAGUGUUUGCUGUAAGUUGGCGUGCGCGCCACAGUAACUAUAAAUGCGCAGUCAGAUUGCUCCCGCGAAUAUGCUCCUAGUCGCUUGCGCUGAGCAAGGAGCUACGAGCAAGGAGCUAAGGUCAUGCGAUUGACGGUUGUUUCCCACUCCCAUUAGUCUGUACAGAUGUAGGGGACGAAUGAGCCAGUCCUCAUUUAGCGAUCCCCGUGGGAUGUAAUGUGCCAUUAUUUAACCAGAUUAAUUCUGGGAAUAAAACGAUAGUUCUGCCGGUUUAGAUGCCAUGGCACAGUGAUGAUUUAAGCUGCAAAAGUUCAAUUGAAUAAAUUAAAUUUUUUUUUUAAUCA